Molecule: messenger RNA, 417 nt
Organism: Tupaia belangeri chinensis (Chinese tree shrew)
Lineage: Eukaryota; Metazoa; Chordata; Mammalia; Scandentia; Tupaiidae
Product: cytochrome b-c1 complex subunit 7-like
Exons: 2
Coding region: 1-417 (138 amino acids)
Biological process (GO): mitochondrial electron transport, ubiquinol to cytochrome c
Cellular component (GO): respiratory chain complex III
Source: RefSeq, a predicted model, not a curated record
AUGGGACCCAGAAAAUCUUCCUUUUGGAUGAGCUGGGAGGAAGAAGACCUUAAUAAUCAGUUUGUUGGCUCUCGGGUCAAAAUGGCGAGCAGGCCGGCCGUUUCAGCAUCAGGUCGGUGGCUGGAUGGUAUUCGAAAGUGGUAUUUCAGUGCUGCAGGAUUCAAUAAACUGGAGUUAAUGCAAGAUGAUAAGAUAUACGAGAAUGAAGAUGUGAAGGAAGCCAUAAGAAGACUUCCUGAGAACCUUUAUAAUGACAGGAUGUUUCACAUUAAGAGAGCCCUGGGUCUGACCGUGAGGCAGCAGAUCUUGCCAAAAGAGCAGUGGACAAAAUACGAGGAGGAUCAUUUCUACCUUGAACCAUAUCUGAAAGAGGUUAUUCAGGAAAGAAAAGAGAGAGAAGAGUGGACAAAGAAGUAA